Messenger RNA from Penicillium odoratum, 1602 nucleotides. RefSeq lists its product as uncharacterized. The record is from RefSeq and is a predicted model, not a curated record. The transcript has 3 exons. The coding region runs from base 1 to 1602 and encodes 533 amino acids. Lineage: Eukaryota; Fungi; Ascomycota; Eurotiomycetes; Eurotiales; Aspergillaceae.
AUGUCACAAAAGGUUGCAGAUGGUCUGGUGACAAUCAACCAGAUAGAUCGUCCUUAUGAAAUUCGCGGCGAUGAGAAAGUAGAUCAAUCGAUGGUCCAGACCUUCUGGCACGCUUUUCACACAUCGAGACACGCGAGUGAUCGUGAGAUAGAUCACCGACUGGAAUACCUGUUCUGGCGAAUCUGGAGCAGCGAUAAUCUCAUGAAUCAAGUUACUGUCGCGUAUCUUGAUGAUUUGGUAUCUCGUAUUUUGGACUCCGGUCCCAUCGCUUCGUCAGCGAGAUCUGGAAACACUGGUCUUUUAUCCCCAGACUCCACCAAAGCAACUUCCUCCAGGGCUGUGCCUUGCUCAGAUUCCAAAUCCAUGCCGCAAAACGUGUUAGCUGGGUCUGCGACACUGCAUCCUAUCCUCAAAAAGCCCAAAGCCUCUACCAGCGCGCCGCCGAAAACGGCCCGCCUGCUAAUCCAGCAGCCAGGUGGUGACAGUAUUACCCGCAAUCCUUCCAACCCAUCCACCCCAAAUGUUGUGGAGCCAAAGGAAAGCAUAGCUGGCCGAGGGCCCAAGAGACCACUCACCCCGAGUCGUACACGAGGUGGAAGACGCCGCCCGUUAAUAGUCAGCCGUCGCAAGCCAUCGCAAGCAACCACCCCCAAAGCUGCAGGAACCACCAAAAAGCAAAGUGCAGAGCAUACCGUCCGGCAAAACGCUGAUCAAGAUUCAGAAGAUAGAGAGAGCGAAACAUCUUACCCAAUGGACGAGAUAUUUGAUGACGACGAUGACAUGUCUUCACAGCCGGCCACCCCAAAGAGCACCGAGCGCAAGACCCGUGAUGCGACCUGGGCUGAUCAUGACCAUGACCAACCUUUUAUCGAUUUUCCUGUCACUGUUACCCCCGCAGUAGCCAGCAUCUUGACAGACGGUAGAAACCCGACCAAUCCCGCCAUCAUCAUAACCCCCGCCGGGCUUUCAAUGGAUACACAGGAUCCCAUCCUAUCCCAAGGAAUACCAACGGUCAGUGCCAAAGCCAAGCAGACUAUGAACUCGCAGACUGAGCCCCAGGACAACAGUUUAUCUGAAACGAACUCUCUUAAACACGACUUUCAUCCCAACUGGCCUGCACAGGGAACUCCCGUCCCGGGAUUCAAGGACGCUUACCGAGUCCCCAUGCCCGAAAGUAUGAUGGACGAACUCCUAGACAUUAUUACUGACAAGACCCCCCUGGACGGAUUUCUUCCGGCCCCAGCUCCCCCGCUGCAUAGUUUCAUUCAUGCCUGGCACAACCUCCCGCAUCCUUAUUAUCGUUUCGAUUACAUGAUCCAGCAUCUCAAGAUUGCUGACCCCCAGCCCUCGGAGAGGCCUUUGGUUUCCAAAGACUUCCGGAAGCAGUGGAUUAGGUUUAUGGAGGAGAACGAGACUCUUGCGCAGCAAACUGCUGAAAUGGAUCAGGAAGAAGCUGCGCGGGAAUCAUUGGCUUUCAUUCAGCAAGGUCGUGAUAUGUAUGAGAGUUCGGAUGAAGAUUUUGACGAAUCGGAAAUCAUUUCAGAGUUGAAAGAUCGGGAGACUGGGGAACCGUCUCGUUAUUAUUCCGAUCUUGAUGACUAG